ACAUUACACGCUACUCCCGCCGCUAGUACGCCACACGGCCGGGGAGGGCAGUAGGUCCGCGAGGUAACCACCGAUGAAUGGCAGUGUACUUAGCAUUCUAGGAUCGUUAAACUUCAUCGCCUGUGCAAGAGUUGACGUUUAACCUUAAAGGAAAAGUGAAGCAAGGAGUAGAAUUUACCAAGGAUUCAGGCUUUAAAUUGUUAAUUGCAUCUUACAGUUUCCCACACCAGUUAAAAAAUGGGUGAACGUAAAGGAACGAAUUUAUAUUACCCACCGGACUAUGACCCUCGAGUCGGUGGGCUCAACAAGUUUAUGGGGACCCAUGCACUGCGUGAAAGAGCUCGCAAACUACACAUGGGUAUCCUCAUCAUACGAUUUGAAAUGCCAUAUAAUAUAUGGUGCGAUGGCUGCGGUAAUCAUAUUGGAAUGGGAGUACGAUAUAAUGCAGAAAAGAAAAAAAUUGGAAUGUACUACAGCACACCAUUAUAUCAGUUUCGGAUGAAGUGUCAUCUUUGCGAUAAUCAUUUCGAGAUCAAAACAGAUCCUGCGAAUUUGGAUUACAUCAUUGUAAGUGGUGCUCGUCGACAAGAAAAUCGUUGGGAUCCCAAGGAUAAUGAACAGGUAGUUCCAGAAACAAAGGAAGUAUCAAAAAGACUGUAUGACGAUGCUAUGUAUAAGCUCGAACAUGAAAUUGAAGAUACAAAGACUGCACGAUCGCGUGAUUCUGCUCUAGAUAAUGCUAUUGCCCUUAAUGAGGCAACUUGGAAGGAUGACUACAGCUCUAAUUGUGCUCUACGUGCUGCAUUUCGAGCACGGAAAAAAGAACUUCAAAGUAAGCAAACGACUGACCACAAGUUACUGACGAAAAUGGGUAUUGAUGUUGAUCUUGUUAAUGAACAUGAAGAUGAUAUUAAAUUAGCACGUUUACUUAUGUACAACAAGCAAAAAGAAACAAAGAAAUCAGGUUUGCGACUAAAGCGAUUAGUGUCCAUUGCAAGGUCUAAAAAGGCAACAAAAAGUACACAAUUAACUUCAACCAAUAAAACGAAAUUGCCAUCGGUUCCUCCAACACAAGCUACAUCUUCUACAGGAUCUUCUAGCACCAAUAGUUCACUUGUUGGUUACGAUUGCUCGAGUUCUGACAGUGAUACCUAGUUUCCUUCAGGUUUAAUAAUAAUANGUAAAAAAUAA
Messenger RNA from Orussus abietinus, 1191 nucleotides. Its product is annotated as coiled-coil domain-containing protein 130 homolog. Gene Ontology annotation, biological process: mRNA splicing, via spliceosome. Gene Ontology annotation, cellular component: U2-type spliceosomal complex; post-mRNA release spliceosomal complex. NCBI's taxonomy places the organism in Eukaryota, Metazoa, Arthropoda, Insecta, Hymenoptera, Orussidae. The transcript is spliced from 5 exons. The coding region runs from base 238 to 1155 and encodes 305 amino acids. The record is from RefSeq and is a predicted model, not a curated record.